AUGGUUAUACGGCCACCGAAGAAGUUCCUCAGUGGGGACGUAUUGACAUCGACGGCAUCAAUACUGGUAGCAGUCACGAGUGGGGGCACACUCACACCAGAGGUGACCGGAGACGACUCCAUCGGUGGGGAAGUUGACCGCGUGGUCAUGAAGGCCUCACCAGCGUUCACCAACAGUGACGAAUCUGGUUCACCUAGGACAACAGGCAAAGCGAAAAAUGGGUCUGCUUAA
Molecule: messenger RNA, 231 nt
Organism: Peronospora matthiolae
Lineage: Eukaryota; Oomycota; Peronosporomycetes; Peronosporales; Peronosporaceae
Source: the annotation of a GenBank genome assembly